This is a messenger RNA of Arabidopsis lyrata subsp. lyrata, 1172 nucleotides long. Its product is annotated as putative F-box/kelch-repeat protein At5g02980. Bases 107 to 1150 code for a protein of 347 amino acids. The transcript has a single exon. Lineage: Eukaryota; Viridiplantae; Streptophyta; Magnoliopsida; Brassicales; Brassicaceae. The record is from RefSeq and is a predicted model, not a curated record. Gene Ontology annotation, molecular function: protein binding.
AGAUAUUUUCUAAAAAAAAGAUUAUUUAAUAAAAGCAUCUGAAAUCUAGGCGUAGUUAUAACUUGAAGGUGCUACAUAAACCCUAAAUCAUCUGAGAGAUCGAAAAAUGAAAACGGAAGAGAUGAAGGAAUCAUCAGAGGCUGAUCCUCCUCCUUCUCCGACGUCGUUUUCUUCGUUACCAUACGACAUCAUUCUCAACUGUUUGGCUCGUGUCUCGAGAUUCCAUUAUCCAACUCUAUCUCUCGUCUCCAAGGGUUUCCGAUCUCUCAUCGCCUCCCGUGAGCUCUACGCUACACGAUCCCGCAUCGGAAAAACCGAGAGUUUCCUCUAUAUCUGCUUAAACCUGACUAAGAACCAAAACCCUAAGUAUCGCUGGUUCACACUUCCCCCAGUUCCCAACAACCAGAAAUUACUACCCAUCCGUUUGUUUCCUUAUCAUCUCAAAUCCUCAACCGUCAUCUCAACUGGUUCAGAGAUUUACAGAAUCGGAGGCCUCCUUUGGGGAAAUAGAAACAAGAGCGUGUCGGUUUUUGAUUGUCGAUCUAAUCAAUCGCGUAGACUCCCAAAAAUGCGUCUACCUCGAGCUUCUGCUGCCGCUCAUGUCAUUGACGGUAAGAUCUAUGUUAUUGGAGGCUACAAGUACAAUGAUAGCCAGAACCAAGGAGAGGUUUAUGACCCAAAGACCCAAACUUGGGAGCCAAUAUUGCUCACAACACCACUAGAUCUCACCACUCAAGUGUGUCGAAAAGUUUAUGACAGGCAUGGCAUGAAUAUUUGCUUUGUAGAGAUAGACAACUUGUUGUGCCAAAUAUCUGUAUCCGACGGGAAGCUAAAUUGGCGUCAUCCAAGGGGAGAUGAUAUUGGCUGGGCUAGGGUUAAGAGACUUGAACAGGAACGCUUCGGUAAUCAUCUUGUUUAUGUGGAAAAAUCCGGCGGAGGAAGAAGAGUGACAGUGUGGUGGAACUCUGUGGUGUUUCACUAUCGGUCUAGGGAAUAUGAAACAGAGAUUUGGUGUGCAGAGAUUUCGUUUGAGAGACACGGUUUAGAAGAGCUCUGGGGAUUUGUUGAAUGGUCUAAAAAAGUGUUUACAUUUAAUGGAUGUGACUCUCCUACGAAUUUCGUUAUGGAUUCUGCCAUUGUGACCUGUUGAUGAAUGGGAUUUAUUUUUAGUU